This is a messenger RNA of Nannospalax galili (Upper Galilee mountains blind mole rat), 1618 nucleotides long. It is a transcript of the gene Chchd5, whose product is annotated as coiled-coil-helix-coiled-coil-helix domain containing 5. Lineage: Eukaryota; Metazoa; Chordata; Mammalia; Rodentia; Spalacidae. Bases 1266 to 1484 code for a protein of 72 amino acids. The transcript has 4 exons. The record is from RefSeq and is a predicted model, not a curated record.
CCGAUUCCUUACUUCCGGGAGCAUAGCCCGCGUAAAGCGGAAGUGAAAAGGAACUAAAUUAGCCGGCGGAUCGGAAGUAGUUGCACCCGGCGCCGCCAGGACAGGCAGUUGGCCGGAAGGUGGGGUUGGGGCCCCGCCAUGACCCGUGACCCGGACCUAGACCAGGACCUCAAGAAGAAGGAAUGGACUCCCUUGGAUACGCGACCCUCAGGAUCCAGUGCCUUCUCUCCCUCGCCCCCCCGAGGAUUUAGCUUCCUCUCCACUAACUCGUGGUGACCCAGGAUUUGGGGGUCUAUUCUGUUAUCCAAGCUCUGCUUCCAGGACCCCUGCCCCUGCCCCUGAUACUGUGACCCUUGGACUCUAAACUUAUCAAAUGAUUGUUAGGUCCGUAAUUCGUGGCCUUAGAGCGCCAGGCUUCUCUCCUUGCCCAACCAAACCUUAUCUAUGAAUUUUCCAAGUUUGUAUAUGACCCAAGGUAACAAGUAUAUAGGGCCCACGGACUUGUUCCUACAUCCCUCUGACCGUGCUCUGAAUUCCUAUAUACUUUGUCUCCCAAAACUUUAAGACCUUAUUUGUAGGAGUCUAGACCCACUCCAGAGUCCCAAACUCAUUCAGGGCUUCCAGAUAUGCCUCUAGGAUCCUGAGUUCCCAGCUUGGAAACCCCAAAUCCACCACAGGACCUUUGGUCUCCUGUCUUAUGGCCCCAUCUCUGAAACCUGGCCAGGAGACCUUUACCCAAGACGUAAGAUGCUACCUCCUGGACUUCCAAAAACCUCAUUUUAAAGACUUUGGAGCCCAUUUAACUCAACCAGGCUCUCUCCCUAGAUAUCUUGUCAGGCCCCAAGUCUUAUCUACAUGAUGCCCAGCCCCACUGGGGAAUGCCUGGACUCCAAAGCUGUUGGAAGAUAUUCCAGGCCUGCCUCACAAAACCUAUACUUUGUUUUAGGACCUCCACUAUCUCCCCAGAAACUCCCAUCCUGUUCUACAACCCUCAGGGCUCAAGCCUUCUGCCCCUCACUCCCCAUCACAGGAUCAUUAUGAUUCCCAGAUAUCCCAAGAACCCUCAGUUCAAUCACAGACCCAGAUCAGAACUAUCAGAACUGCCUUUCUUGCCUGCUGUCUGAAAUUAUCUUCAGCCUACCCGGUCCCACAGGCAGGCAGCCCUGGAGGUCACUGCUCGAUACUGCAGCCGGGAGCUAGAUCAGUAUGGCCAGUGUGUGGCAGCCAAGCCUGAGUCAUGGCAGCGGGACUGUCACCACCUUAAGAUGAGCAUUGCUCGGUGCACAUCAUCCCACCCCAUCAUCCGCCAGAUCCGCCAGGCCUGUGCUGAACCUUUUGAAGCCUUUGAGGAGUGUCUUCGUAGAAAUGAGGCAGCAGUUGGCAACUGUGCUGAACAUGUGCGCCGCUUCCUGCAGUGUGCUGAGCAGGUGCAGCCACCGGGUUCACCCACAACUGGAGAGGCACAGCCCCUUCCUGCCUCCUGAAGACCCUUUAAGGACUUAGGAAAACUGGACAUGAGUGACUAGCCACUUGAUGCCCUCCCCUGGCAGAGUAUAUAUUUGGAGUCUUGGGGAUCCUGGUGUUUAAUACUCCUACUAAAUAAAGACUGUGUACUGUG